AGCAAGAUAUAAAGCAUGUAGAGGUAUGUGGAAGUUCAGCCAACUUUCCGCAAAAAACAUUCCCGUAAAAUAACGCAAAAUAAGGAAAGCAAGAUGUCUGAUAAGGCUGAAGUACCCGAUAAGUCCAAGACUUCUGACAAGCUUGAAAAGUUUCUCGCCGGCGGAGACAUUAUUCUUAAUUGUUUCAUUCCUGGUGAGGGGGUGAACGAUAUCUUCGAAGUAACAAUAUCUAAUGCCAAUAACAAUCGAGUUUCUUCUCUUGCGGAGGCAAUCAGAAACCAUCGUCUAGAUCGAUUUCAAGAUAUUGAUUCGACCAGUUUGGCCUUAUAUAAGGUUGGGUUUGUAGCCGAUAGCGUUAUAAUCAACACCUUAAGAAACAACAACGUAUUCAUAGUAGAUGGGUCAGUAGAAAUGGAACCGCAAGAUAGAAUUUUUAUUCAUUUUCCCAUUCAGCCCCAACGUAUCUAUUCCGGUGAAAAGGGAAUCAAUGUUAUCGUGUAUCCUCCUACUGAAACAGUGCCACACAAAUAAUUAGAAUUUUUUUAUUUACGUCAUGCUAUGUAAUAGUUUUUAUGUAUUGUAGGCCGACUUCCGGCAACGAUUUAUUUUAUAAAUAAA
This is a messenger RNA of Rhizophagus irregularis DAOM 181602=DAOM 197198, 618 nucleotides long. NCBI's taxonomy places the organism in Eukaryota, Fungi, Glomeromycota, Glomeromycetes, Glomerales, Glomeraceae. The record is from RefSeq and is a predicted model, not a curated record.